GCACGUUUUGAGACGCCCCCGAUUCGCUCCCGUUGCUACAACGUCAUGGGCACUUUCGUUUUCGCGUCCAAAAUGGCGACCACAGCAGCCGGAGGAGAUAAUGUGUUACUUGUAACUGAUUCUUACAAGGUAACACAUCAUUUGCAAUAUCCUCCAAACACAACAAAUGUGUACUCCUACUUCGAAAGUCGAGGGGGCAAGUUUCCGUCCACAGUGUUCUUUGGAUUGCAAUACAUUUUAAAGCGAUGGCUUUGUGGUAAAGUGGUUACCAAGGAGAAGAUAGAAGAAGCCCGGGAACUGUAUGAACUGCAUUUUGGGCAUGAUCAUUUCAACACAGAGGGAUGGAAUUACAUUUUGGAGAAGCACGAUGGGCACCUCCCAUUACGAAUCAAGGCUGUCCCUGAGGGAAGUGUGGUCCCAUACAAGAAUGUGCUCUUCACAGUGGAAAACACAGACCCCAAAUGCCAUUGGCUCACAAACUAUUUUGAGACUUUGUUGGUACAAGUGUGGUAUCCAAUGACUGUAGCAACCAACUCGCGCUAUCAGAAGGAGAUCAUUGCAAAGUACAUGGACAAGACCGCCGACACGUUUGACAAGCUUCCCUUCAUGCUCCAUGACUUCGGCUUCCGAGGAUCUUCCUCUGUGGAGUCUGCAGGUAUUGGUGGCUGUGCCCACCUGGUCAACUUCAUGGGUACCGACACCAUAGCUGCAAUAGUGACAGCCAGGAAGUUCUACGCCUGCAAUAUUGCAGGCUUCUCUAUACCCGCAGCAGAACAUAGCACAAUCACUACCUGGGGAAAGGACGGGGAACAGGCAGCUUUCAAGAACAUGUUGGAGCAGUUUCCAACAGGCCUCGUUGCAUGCGUCAGUGACAGCUACAACAUCUGGGACGCGUGCGAGAAGCUGUGGGGAGGGGCCUUGAAAGAGCUCGUCAGUGGUCGCAAGGACGGCGCCCUGGUUGUGCGACCUGAUUCUGGUGACCCCCCUCAGGUGGUGGUCAAGGUGUUGGAGAUACUCAGCCAUCAGUUCGGCAAAGUGCAGAACAAGAAGGGCUACAAUCUGCUGCCCCCGUUCAUCCGUGUGAUCCAAGGGGACGGGAUCAGCUAUGAGUCGCUGGGCGACAUUCUCGAGAACAUGGAGAAGAACCAGUGGAGCGCGGAGAACCUUGCGUUUGGAAGUGGCGGGGCUCUACUGCAGAAGAUGGACAGGGACACACAGAAGUGCGCAUACAAGUGCAGCUAUGCCGUCUGUAAUGGGAAAGAGGUUAAUGUGUACAAAGAGCCAAUCACUGAUCUUGGGAAAAAAAGUAAGAAAGGUCGCCUGUCACUGGAACGCAUGGAAGACGGGACAUACAUCACCAAGGAACAGGGCACUGGCGACCCUAAAAAAGACUUACUUGUCACAGUAUUUGAAAAUGGAAAGCUGUUGAGGGACUAUACCUUUGAUGAGAUAAGGAGGAACGCUGAGCUGCCCCUUUUAUUAGAAAGGACACAAAACUAGCUGAUCUCUAACAACCAUCCCUGCAAGCGUAAUAUCCUGUCUUACCAUGGCUCCAUUGAAAAAUUUAAUGUAAAUGUAAUAUUCCAAUCUCUCCAGUCUGAAAAGCUGGAGUGAAAUUCAAACCGAAGAAGAUAUUGUUUGUUCUGAAUUUUAGUGCAACAUUUGUGUUAUUUUCGUAGGUUUGUGAAAUUUGUUGGAGAACAUUAUGUUAACAGUUGAAUAAUUAUUUAAACAGAAUAAAAUAAUAUCUUUUAAAAUUAAAACAUUCCUGGUGAAAAAGUUAUUACAUGUUCAUAAAUGUUGAAAGUAUUUGCACUAAUGAAUGAUUGACAAAUAAUCACGAAAAUUAUUGGGACAGAGCAGUUGAUAAUGAGCAGUUGAUAAUAUGGAUAUAAGAGACAAAGAUGAACAACAACGCACAUACCUCUGAGGAAUGUGUAAAAUUAAUAAAUUCUUACAUUUAUGGUGUUUUUGUUUUUGCAUACUGCCAUUUCUUAAUUUAACAUUUGCUAAAUUUCAAUGAUCCUUUCAUUCAGAAAUACAUUUUGCACAAGCAUAUUUUUUGUUUAAAUAUAAAUAAUUUUCAAAUUUCAGUCAAAUUUAUCAUUUUUCAUCCGAACACUAUAGUUUACACAGUUAAUGCCAGGAAGGAAUCAUUAUAUAUAAAAUCAGCCUUAUUAUUAUCGAAUACGAACUUAAGUAUUAAUCCAUUUUUUUGCAUGUUUUAUUGCCUAUUUGUCUUAAAACAAUUUGGGGAUAGUAAUCUAUAAGUUUCUACACUGAUAUUUUGGAUUUUGUGCAACUUGUUAAUGGCUGUUGUGGUGUUCAUUUACUUGUACAAUCUUACCAAUUAUAUCAAUUUUGUUAUUUGCUUGUUCAUGCUUGUGUUUAUAAUUCUUUUCACAUAAACGUUUAAACAUCAUUUUCAGCUUAUUUUCAUCAGAUCUGGUGUCUAGAUUUCGCUCAGAAAUCAAAUUAUUAUUGACUUACAUGGCAGUAUGUCAAGAUAUUUGAAAGUGAUGCAGUUUGGUCAUAGUGCAAUGAUUUUACUGAUUUAUAUGAUUGCUGUAAAAAGAAUUAAAUUAUGUCAUAUGAUCAUUAUAACAAACUGCUUGCCAAAACUGUGAUCAUUGAAGUGUUGUAUGUGCUUUGUAUCACAUGGAAUGCUUUUGAGAAUUAGUGAUUUAUGAUAAGAUUUUACAUUGAAUUCAUAGAUAUAUAUGGGGCUGUUUUUAGUAUAUUGCCUGAAAACAAUAAUGUUCAAACACCUUGGUGUACAUUCCAAUACUGCCCAGAAAACAGGACAUCUAUAUAAUAUGAGAUCAUCAAUGUUUUAAUGAAAAAUACUUUAAAAGCCCUCAUCUUGAGUCAAUGUCAAAUCAAAAGAAAUUAACUAUCCCCAGGAACUGGUGUUUAAAAAAUUGAUGUUCAAAAUAUCAGUAGUAACAAAUCUUAAAAAUGAGUUGAAUGCUUUUUGUUAUGUAUUGUUAUGUAAAGCAAAUGCAUUGUUCUAAAAUCAUAUAAAUGAUGUGUUGUAUGUACCAGUAAGCUCAAUAUCUUGUCCAUUGCAUUGUGAUCACUGUACAAAUAGAGUUUUGUGAACAUACAAAAUCGCCUAGUGCUUCAAGGUACCUAUGCAUAUGACAGCACUUUGUCUUAACCCUUUCAGUGCGGGAACAGAAUUUUAAAGGCCUUUGCAAACAGUUUGGAUCCAGAUGAGACGCCACAGAAUUUGGCGUCUCAUCAGGAUCCAAACUGUUUGCUAUUCUGAUAGUAUUCUUUGAAAAAAAUCGAAGAAAAUGCUAAUUUUAGAAAUUCAGCAGACGACAUUUCAGCAGACGACACAUUUCCCAGCAUGCAAAGGGUUAAGUUGUGUAAAAAUCUGUGUUCUGAAUACCACGUGCAAUGUCUCUUUGACUAAGUCAUUGUCUGUAAAACAUCAACUAUUGGUGUGAUUGUUUACAAAAUAUUUAUGUACCAGGUAAUUACAAUUUUUUGGCCUUUAUUGAUUUUUUGUUCAAAUAAAUCAGUGACAAGUAUAGGGAUAAUACACGUUUAUGAGGGCAUGAUCAUCUGCGGGCGCUCGAAAAAUCCGUUCCUGCCCGAGUGCGCCCAAGAAAAUGUGUAUUUUCGCUAUUAUUGCAUAAACAAAUCACACAUACCAAAAUAAAUUAAAAUAACAUUGAAAAUAAUAUGUUAUUUAACAAUAUGUUAGUUUAUGCAAUAAUAUCUAUUCAUACACAAAUGGUAGGAAAAUUGACGGGAUCGAAUGCGCAGGGGGGUCUGAAGCUGAGCUUCCUGCAUAUUGCAUAAGACCCAUUUUCACAUGACGCUGCUUGUUCUAUGUUUCAUCAUCAUCAAUAAGUUACUUGACAGAUAUGUUUAAAGGGACCUUUUGUUGUUUUGGUAAAUAAACAAAAUUGCAAAAAAAUGUUUCAGAUGUGCAAAUGUUAGAUGUAGUUGUGAUAUUUGCAAGGAAACAGAAAUACUGAACAUUUAUAAUGCUCUAAAAUAUCCAUUG
This is a messenger RNA of Dreissena polymorpha, 4021 nucleotides long. Its product is annotated as nicotinamide phosphoribosyltransferase-like. Gene Ontology annotation, molecular function: nicotinamide phosphoribosyltransferase activity. The transcript has 9 exons. Bases 46 to 1500 code for a protein of 484 amino acids. The record is from RefSeq and is a predicted model, not a curated record. NCBI's taxonomy places the organism in Eukaryota, Metazoa, Mollusca, Bivalvia, Myida, Dreissenidae. Gene Ontology annotation, biological process: NAD+ biosynthetic process.